CAAGAGGGUUUUUGCCAAGGCAGGUUGUUGGAUUUAAGACCUUUCUUCCCAUUAAUGCUGAAGUCAGGAGAGACCAGCAGCUGCUUCAUGACAAGAAAGAACUAGCAGCCCUGCUUCCUCUGGAAUUUUAACUGGAGAAAACGUCACAGUACAAUGAGGCUGUGCACAGGGGUUGUUUUCUGCUCCUUGGUCCUGGGAGUCAGCAGUGAAAGCUGGUAUUCAUUCUUCAAGGAGGCCAUCCAAGGGGCUGGGGACUUGUGGAGAGCCUAUUGGGACAUGCAAGAAGCCAAUUACCAAAAUUCAGACAGAUAUUUCCAUGCUCGGGGAAACUAUGAUGCUGCUCAGAGGGGACCUGGGGGCAUCUGGGCUGCUAAAGUGAUCAGCACUGCUGGGAAGUAUUUUCAGGCGCUCCUAAAUCAGUAUUAUUUUGGAGGCGGCACCGAUGGAUUGGAAAACAUUCAGGCCAAUAAGAAGGCUGAAGAAUGGGGCCGAAGUGGCAAAGAUCCCAAUCGCUUCAGACCUCCCGGCCUGCCCGAGAAGUUCUGAGCUCACUGCUCCUGCUGUUGUCAGGAAACUAGGCUGGGAGCCACACGCCUCUCCCUGAUGCAAAGUAACUGGACUUCAUGUCCCAGAAACUGGCACAGGGCAUCCAAAGUUGGCCAAUAAAUGUUUGUCAAAGUGAAUUUGUUGAUGGAAACUGGAAAUUCUGAGAUUGACUUUCUGAGAAGAAUGACCAUCUUGUGCCAUAAAGGAUGUGUGACUGUGGGCUUGCAAGGACCCCCAACUGGCCUGUGACAAUGCAGGCCCCUCACAUGACCCCACCAAAACCGCACUCAUUCUUAGUGACCCCAGCUUCUCAUACCGAGUAAGUCUGAGCUGGCAAAGCACUGACCAUCAUGCUGGGUCCUCAUGACUCCACAGCUGGCACAAGCUACAGACAGCCUCCCAUCACUCUCUGUAACACAGGUUAGACCUCUCUCCCUCUUCCUAUUUGUGGUUACACCCAGGCCUCUAUGGCUGUUCCCAGGCCUCUAUUGCUGUUCCCAGGCCUCUCUAAAUACAGACUCUACCUUGCCCAAUCAGCUGCAUCCCGUCCACUGUCUGGCUCCAGAUCUUGUCCCUCAUGACCUCCUUCCAUAUUGAGGAGGUACAUUGCUUUGGGAAGCGUAAUCCCUGGAACCCUAUCCUAGAAAUCAUCAUCUUGGACUCCAUCUUAUUUCUUAACAAUAUCAGUGCCUACCCCAACUAAAUUUUUAACUAGUCUCUGCUCGUUUUACCUAAUGAAUAUCUCUCACAUUAGUUUUUCUUAUCUUUAGUCUCACCGUCUUUUGUUUUGGAUAAAAUACUACUUCCUGUUAUAGAGGGGAAAGGAGAUAUAUAGAUAGACACAAAAUAACUAAAUAUGAAAGGCCGUUGUAAAGUUUGCACAUCUUUGUUAAGGCAGAAAAUUCCAGUUAAUUUACUAAUAAAGCCAAGGUUUUCUUUUCAAAGUAGGUCAGUCUAGUUUCAAGGAACAGUAAAGCAUUAAUAUAGAGGAAGAUUCUAAAGAUAAGAAGGGACGGAAUAACUGCUGCACCAAAGUCAAAUGGAAGCCUAAGGAGGUAGAUCAAGCCCAUAGGUGAUGGGUUAAUCCCCAAAUGAGUAGUGUAAUAGUUAAUUUGAAUUGUUGAUUUGAUUGGAUUAAUAGAUGCUGAUGAUCAAGA
Messenger RNA from Sciurus carolinensis (gray squirrel), 1703 nucleotides. Its product is annotated as serum amyloid A-4 protein-like. The transcript has 4 exons. Bases 154 to 546 code for a protein of 130 amino acids. Gene Ontology annotation, cellular component: extracellular region. NCBI's taxonomy places the organism in Eukaryota, Metazoa, Chordata, Mammalia, Rodentia, Sciuridae. The record is from RefSeq and is a predicted model, not a curated record.